UCCUGCUCUCUGGGUCUGGGUCUGGGUCUGUGCCUGUGCACGUACUCCAACUCGGUGCUGCUGCUGCACGGUCUGGGGCAUUGGGCUGGAGGCAGCGCUGAUCCCACAAUACACUGGAGCCUCUGAUGUGACAGCAGCCGGAACAUGGCUGAAGUCGGCAGCGGCAGCCUGGCCGAGCAACUCAAAUCGUGCAUCGUCUGGUCCUGGACCUACCUGUGGACGCUGUGGUUUUUCCUGAUGCUUUUCCUAGUUUACAUCUUGCGGGUCCCCCUGAAGAUCAACGACAAUAUGAGCACAGUGAGUAUGUUUUUGAAUACAUUAACCCCCAAAUUCUACGUUGCUCUGACAGGCACAUCAUCCUUGAUCUCAGGGCUUAUUCUGAUAUUCGAAUGGUGGUAUUUUCGAAAGUAUGGCACGUCAUUUAUUGAGCAAGUCUCAGUCAGCCAUCUCCGGCCAUUGCUUGGUGGAGUGGACAACACCACACCCAGUAACUCCACCUCGAAUAAUGGAGAUACCGACUCCAACAGACAAAGUGUAUCAGAAUGCAAGGUGUGGCGAAAUCCACUAAAUUUAUUUAGAGGAGCAGAAUAUAAUCGGUAUACGUGGGUAACAGGAAGAGAACCACUGACUUACUAUGACAUGAAUCUUUCUGCACAAGAUCAUCAGACCUUCUUCACAUGUGAGACUGAUCACUUACGGCCUGCAGACGCUAGUAAGAAGGACUUAAUGCAAAAAGCUUGGAGAGAGAGGAACCCACAAGCAAGAAUCUCAGCAGCACAUGAAGCCUUAGAAUUAAAUGAGAUAUUUUACCAUUGGCGUCCACUGCUACAGCCGCUGCAAGCAAAAAGAAGGACCCAAAAUGGAAUAAAGUUCACAAUGUGUGCAACUGCAUAUAUUCUUUUGGCUGAAGAAGAAGCUACUACCAUUGUGGAAGCAGAAAGACUUUUUAAGCAGGCACUAAAGGCAGGAGAGGUUUGUUAUAGACGCAGUCAACAACUGCAGCAUCACGGAGCACAGUAUGAAGCACAACACAGGCGGGACACAAACGUCUUAGUUUAUAUUAAAAGAAGAUUGGCAAUGUGUUCGAGAAAACUGGGAAGGACAAGAGAAGCAGUGAAAAUGAUGCGAGAUCUGAUGAAGGAAUUCCCCCUCCUCAGCAUGUUCAAUAUUCAUGAAAAUUUACUGGAGGCACUUUUAGAGUUACAAGCCUAUGCUGAUGUGCAAGCAGUAUUAGCUAAAUAUGAUGAUAUUAGCCUACCAAAGUCAGCAACAAUAUGUUAUACAGCUGCACUACUUAAAGCAAGAGCAGUCUCUGACAAAUUCUCACCAGAGGCUGCCUCCAGGCGAGGGCUGAGCACUGCAGAGAUGAAUGCUGUAGAAGCAAUACACAGAGCAGUAGAGUUUAACCCACAUGUUCCCAAAUAUUUAUUAGAAAUGAAAAGUUUAAUACUGCCACCAGAACAUAUUUUGAAGAGAGGAGACAGUGAAGCAAUAGCGUAUGCAUUCUUCCAUCUUCAACACUGGAAACGGGUAGAAGGAGCCCUCAACCUAUUACACUGUACUUGGGAGGGAACAUUCCGAAUGAUCCCCUAUCCCUUGGAAAAAGGUCAUCUUUUCUAUCCAUAUCCAAUCUGCACAGAAACUGCUGACAGAGAAUUGCUACCAUCGUUUCAUGAAGUUUCAGUGUACCCCAAGAAGGAGCUGCCAUUCUUCAUCCUGUUCACAGCAGGCCUGUGCUCCUUCACUGCCAUGUUGGCCCUCCUCACACAUCAGUUUCCAGAGCUCAUGGGAGUCUUUGCAAAAGCUGGGUAGAUCCUGCUGCAAAAUCUAGAAGCACAGGCGAUUUCAGAUCCAUUCAGUUUCUCAGUACGCUGUUUGCUCCAUUAAAUUUUGUGAUGGAAAAGGUUGAAAGUAUCUUGCCUUCCAGCCUGUGGCAUCAAUUGACACGAAUCUAAGAAGAAAGGACUUGUGAUAGACUGAUUACCAUGACACCUGUGCCAAGCUCAUAUGUUGCAGAAUGCAAGGCAGCAUGAAAAAGUGGAUGAAAAUCUAAGUUAAAGACUCUAUAUGUUAUGUUUUGUUCUAAUGUGGACAUGUUUUAUGUUGUACCAAACAAAGUUGUUGUUGUUCUAUUUUAUUAUUUUGCCAUUAGCAAAAUUCUACAAAAAUAAAAAAACACAAAA
Messenger RNA from Pristis pectinata (smalltooth sawfish), 2183 nucleotides. RefSeq names its product suppressor of tumorigenicity 7 protein homolog. The record is from RefSeq and is a predicted model, not a curated record. The coding region runs from base 145 to 1812 and encodes 555 amino acids. Lineage: Eukaryota; Metazoa; Chordata; Chondrichthyes; Rhinopristiformes; Pristidae. The transcript has 17 exons.